AUGGGCGGUCUGUGCUCGAGACGCCAAACCAACAACUCGCCUCCGUCUAUCGAUAAUUUCUCCGUGAUUCGCAGCAUUGGUCGAGGAGCUUUUGGAAAGGUGUGCAUUGUGCAAGAUCGAAUUUCCAAGAAUUACUACGCUCUCAAGUAUAUGAGCAAGCGACGGUGCAUCGAGAAAGGCGUAGCGCCGAAUGUGAUUCGUGAGCUCCGAAUUCUCACCAAGAUUUCACAUCCAUUUAUCGUCAAUCUCUGGUACACGUUUCAAGAUGCCUCUUACAUGUACAUGGUUUCGGACUUGUUACUCGGUGGGGAUCUUCGUUUCCAUUUAAAUCAACAGGGUCGUUUCGCUGAAGAUCGAUCAAAACUCUACAUUUGCGAAUUGGCUCUAGCCAUUGAAUACCUUCACGAGCAGGGCAUUGUUCAUCGUGAUAUUAAGCCAGAAAACAUUCUACUUGAUGAGCAAGGCCAUGCGCAUCUUACCGAUUUCAAUUUGGCUACUCAUUUAAUCUCCGGCGAGAAAGCGACCUCAUUCUCUGGCACUCGUCCUUACAUGGCACCGGAGAUUUUCGAAAGCUCUUUAACGCUAAUACCAGGUUACGAUGAAAGGGUUGAUUGGUGGUCGCUUGGAGUGACUUUCUUUGAGAUGCUUCGCGGUAGGACUCCUUACGAGCUCGGCGGUGCUCAACUCGCUGAGCAGGCUUUAUUGAUUCUCCGAGAAACCACUGUCGCCUAUCCAGCUCAUUGGCCAACCGAUCUUCUCUCAUUUCUCUCACAACUUCUCUCCAUUGACCCUCAACGGAGAAUGCAUAAUUUGGCUUGUAUCAAGAUGCAUCCAUACACGGCAAGAAUCGAUUUCGCCUGGGUGUUCAGCAGACGAGCCGCACCGGUGUUUGUUCCCUGUAAAGAGGGCCUCAACUGUGAUCCAAUGUAUGAAUUAGAGGAACGAAUCGUCGAAUCGACACCGAUUCACCGACGCAGAAAUGGACGACAAAGGACUCUGGACAGUGUGACGGAUCCAGCUUUGUUGGAGAUCACAAAAUCUUUCAUCGAGUACUCGAGAAAGGACUGCCCUGUGAACAGCGUU
Messenger RNA from Mesorhabditis belari, 1083 nucleotides. The record is from the annotation of a GenBank genome assembly. NCBI's taxonomy places the organism in Eukaryota, Metazoa, Nematoda, Chromadorea, Rhabditida, Rhabditidae.